AUGAACUCACUCAAAGGCGAAGCAUCCAAACACUCUCACAUCCGUCUGCUGCUGCUGUGUUUGGGGAUCCUCUGCAUCCUCCUUGUGGUGACAGUCAUCGUCGUUGUUGUCUACUUCUUCUUAGUCACUGAGGAGAAGGACAAGCAGGCAGCAAACCUCACAGCAGAAAACAAGCAGCUGAUCAGAGACUUGGUAAAUAUGACAGAGGAGCUGAUCAGAAACAAGAAUACGACAGAUGAGCUGAUGAGAGACUUGAAGAACACGACAGAGGAGCUGAACAGAAACAAGAAUAUGACAAAGGAGCUGAUGAGAGACAGAGAUGAUCUCAACUACACCCUGAGAGCCAUCCUCAAAUACGACUCAUUCCCAGUGUCGGCUUUCUGCUCUGGACUGACUUUCACAUUGUCCCAUCUCUGCUCUUUUCCGGUGGUUUCAGACUGUAAUCCGUGUCAGAGUGGGUGGCUUCUGUUCCAGGGUAAAUGCUACCUGUUUUACAACCAAAAGGACCCGUGGAAAACUUGGCAGCAAAGCCGAGAGAUGUGCCAAAAUAAUUCUUCAGAUCUGGUUAUUAUCGACAGCCCGGGGGAACAGGAAUUCAUCAGUAAUCACACAGAGUACUACUUUGACCAACAUCACGGAUACUGGAUUGGGCUGAAAGAAAGUAACAACACCUGGUUCUGGGUCAAUGGACGCAAUGUCACUCUGGAGUACUGGGCAGCGGGUGAGGAGGCAGGGGACCAAUGUGUACAGUUGAUCCACGAUAAACCUCUCAAAGAAAACUGGAAAAAAAACAAAUGUUCAAUGAAGAACAGGUUUGUCUGUGAGACGGAAGCCCUGAUCAGACUCUGA
Molecule: messenger RNA, 849 nt
Organism: Mugil cephalus (flathead mullet)
Lineage: Eukaryota; Metazoa; Chordata; Actinopteri; Mugiliformes; Mugilidae
Product: asialoglycoprotein receptor 1-like
Exons: 6
Coding region: 1-849 (282 amino acids)
Molecular function (GO): signaling receptor activity
Source: RefSeq, a predicted model, not a curated record